UUGCUAUAAGAAUAAUGCAGCCUCACUUUUCCAUUUCUUCAAGCUCCAAAUUUUCUUCAUUUCAACCCAAAAGAGACUUCAAAAUUAUGGGUUCCAUCUCACAGACCGACGUUAAACCCCACGCUGUGUGUGUCUCGUACCCAGCGCAAGGCCAUAUCAACCCUAUGCUCAAGUUGGCAAAGCUUCUCCACCACAGAGGCUUUCACAUAACUUUUGUCAACACCGAGUACAACCACAGGCGGCUACUCAAGUCGAGAGGCCCGAACUCGCUCGAUGGCUUGCUUGACUUUCAGUUCCGAACCAUCCCCGACGGGCUCCCGUUCUCGGAUGCCAAUUCAACGCAAGAUAUUCCUGCACUUUGCCAAUCUACCACCAAGAAUUGCUUAGCCCCAUUGUGUGACCUUAUUUCUCAGCUGAACUCAAGUGAUGCUCCGCCAGUUAGCUGUGUUGUUGGGGAUGUGGUCAUGUCCUUCUCUGCUUUGGCUGCUAAUGAGUUUAAAAUCCCUCAUGCUCUAUUUUGGACAGCCAGUGGCUGUGGCUACUUUGGCUAUUUUCAAUAUAGGGAGCUUACAAAGAAGGGAUUGGUGCCACUUAAAGAUGCUAGCCACAUAACAAAUGGGUAUUUGGAGAACACCAUUGAAUGGACUCAAGGAAUGAAAGAGAUACGUUUGAGGGAUCUUCCCAGCUUUAUAAGAACAACAGAUUCAGACGACAUAAUGCUCAAUUUUAUCCACCAAGAAAUCAGCAGAUCUCUACAAGCUUCUGCAAUCAUAUUUAACACAUAUGAUCCACUCGAACGAGAUGUUUUGGAUUCUCUUUCUUCCAUCCUUCCUCCUCUCUACACAAUUGGCCCACUCCACUUGCUUGUCAACCAAAUAGAGGAUGAAAAACUAAGAGCCAUCGGCUCAAAUCUCUGGGCGGAGGAGUCACAAUGCAUUGAGUGGCUGAAUUCAAAGGAACCCAAYUCUGUGGUUUAUGUAAAUUUUGGGAGCAUCACAGUGAUGACAGCUGAGCAACUGACUGAAUUUGCAUGGGGAUUGGCAAACAGUGAGAAGCCAUUCCUGUGGAUCACAAGGCCUGAUAUAGUUGUGGGAGAUUCAGCCAUUUUGCCACCUGAAUUUGUGACACAAACCAAAGAUAGAAGCAUGAUUGGGAGCUGGUGCUCUCAAGAACAAGUGCUGAACCAUCCAUCUGUUGGAGGGUUUUUGACACACAGUGGAUGGAAUUCAACCAUGGAGAGCAUAUGCGCUGGAGUGGCCAUGAUCUCGUGGCCUUUCUUUGCAGAACAACAGACGAAUUGUCGUUAUGGGUGCACUGAGUGGGGCAUUGCGAUGGAAAUUGAUAACAAUGUGAAGAGAAAUGAAGUGGAGGAGCUUGUGAGAGAGCUGAUGGAUGGAGAGAAGGGUAAGAAAAUGAAGGAGAAUGUAAUGGAGUUGAAGAGUAAAGCAGAAGAAGCUUAUAAACCUGGUGGGUCUGCUGGCAAGCAAUUGGACAAAUUGAUUAGUGAAGUUCUUCUAUCAAAUAAGAAAGUGAUGUAAUUGAAAAAUAGACAGAUUUUUGUGCUCUUUUAUGGAAUAAGUUCUCUUGUUUGUGGUUGGUUUGUCCUCUGAAGUGUGUGAUGGACACUCACAACUUUAGAAUCAACCAAUUUAUUUGAGAAUAACCAACUUCAAAAAUUUCUAAGGAAAUAAAUACUUGAUUCACAAA
Molecule: messenger RNA, 1707 nt
Organism: Momordica charantia (bitter melon)
Lineage: Eukaryota; Viridiplantae; Streptophyta; Magnoliopsida; Cucurbitales; Cucurbitaceae
Source: RefSeq, a predicted model, not a curated record